AUGAAUGCAUUUUUGGACAGGUAUGUCCAUUCUGGAACCACAUUAAAGGAAUUAGUCGACCAAUUUGAUAAUGCUCUUAGAAAGAAGGUCGAGGUAGAGACCACUGCUGACUUCAAUUCAAUCAACCAAACAAUUCAUUGCGUGUCUCACUUUAACAUUAAGAAACAGUUCCGAAAGUUUUAUACAAAUGAAAAGUUUAAAGAAAUUCAAAAAGAGUUGCUUGGCCUAAUGUGUUAUAACUGUUCCUUGGUAAGCACACAAGUGUGCAUUCUAAAAUAUGAUGUGUUGGAUGAAAUCUCUACUGAAGACCACAUCAAAACAAUCAAUUUCUCAAUUUUCUUUAACGAGGACGAGGUGGAGGUAAAAUGCACAUGUGCAUUGUUUGAGACGAGGGGGAUUUUAUGUAGACAUGCCCUUAGAGUUUGUCAGCUGAAGAAAAUAAACGUGCUACCAUCAGUAUAUGUCUUGGAUCGUUGGAGAAAAGACUUAAAGAGGAGAUACACAUUACUCAUAACUAGUUACGAUGACCAACGAGACAAGUCUGACAAACGGAAUUAUGAGCUUGUAGUCAAGAGGUGUUCAAAAUUAGCAACCAAAAUUUCCUCAAAUAAUGCACAAGUUAGUGCAUUCUUGCAUGUUGUUGAUGAGUUUGACUCAAAAUGUGAAAGUUCAACACCAGAGCCGGAGUGCGGACAAACGAUUGCGCAACCAAAUGUGGACUUGGGGAAAGGGAAGAAGAAGAUAUUAAGCCCUAACGUGGUCUGGAGAAAAGGGAGACCCCCAAGUAAGAGGAAGGUUCCACUUGUAGAAAAGAUUGCAACAAAGAGAAAAAAACCGACUUGCAGGAAAAUUUUGGUAGAUGCAACAGAAUGGGGCGAGAACCCCGGAUUGGUACAACACACAUUUGAUGUUGGUGCUGUUUCGAUAGAAAAUGCCAUUCUGUCACAAUCAACUCCACAAAAUGAGACUUGUAACUCGGACGUGAUGGGCUGGGAUAAAAUUAGAGGAAAGCCACCUAGAGAUGAAUUUUGA
Messenger RNA from Carya illinoinensis, 1032 nucleotides. Its product is annotated as protein FAR1-RELATED SEQUENCE 1-like. Gene Ontology annotation, molecular function: zinc ion binding. The record is from RefSeq and is a predicted model, not a curated record. Lineage: Eukaryota; Viridiplantae; Streptophyta; Magnoliopsida; Fagales; Juglandaceae. The transcript has 3 exons. The coding region runs from base 1 to 1032 and encodes 343 amino acids.